This is a messenger RNA of Apus apus (common swift), 2033 nucleotides long. RefSeq names its product isoprenylcysteine carboxyl methyltransferase (gene ICMT). The coding region runs from base 17 to 913 and encodes 298 amino acids. Gene Ontology annotation, cellular component: membrane; endoplasmic reticulum. The record is from RefSeq and is a predicted model, not a curated record. Gene Ontology annotation, biological process: C-terminal protein methylation. Lineage: Eukaryota; Metazoa; Chordata; Aves; Apodiformes; Apodidae. The transcript is spliced from 5 exons. Gene Ontology annotation, molecular function: protein C-terminal S-isoprenylcysteine carboxyl O-methyltransferase activity.
GGCGGGCGCCGCUAUAAUGGCGGCGGCGGCGGCGGCGGCGGCGGCUCCGCGGCGGGGGCGGCUGGGGCGGGAGGCCCGCGCCAGCCUGGCCGCCUUCCUGCUGGGCGCCUCGGUGGCGGCGCUGCCGGCGGUGCUGGGCUCCCCGGCCGCCCUGCUGGCCGCCCCCGGCCUGCGCGGCCGCCUGGCGCUCGCCCUGCACGUGGCGGGUGUUAACGCGGCGCUGCUGCUGCUCUAUCCGCGGCCGCUCUACAAGAUUGCCGUCCGGGCCUGCUUCCUGGGCUUCGCCUUCGGCUGCGGGCUGCUGCUCAGCGCCGGCCGCUCGGCCUGGCGCCACUUCGGCUGGUACAUGUGCUCCUUGUCCCUCUUCCACUACUCGGAGUAUUUGGUGACAGCCAUCAACAACCCACGCAGCCUCUCCCUGGACUCCUUCCUGCUCAACCACAGCUUCGAGUACAACCUGGCUGCCCUCUCCUCCUGGGUGGAGUUCACGUUGGAGAAGCUCCUCUUCCCAGAGCUGAAGCAGAUCACGUGGCUGAGCACGGUGGGGCUGCUGAUGGUGAUCUUUGGGGACUGCCUGAGGAAGGCAGCCAUGCUGACAGCAGGCUCCAACUUCAACCACAUUGUUCAGAAUGAGAAAUCGGAGACUCACACUUUGGUGACGAGUGGGGUGUAUGGGUGGUUCCGGCACCCGUCCUACGUGGGCUGGUUUUACUGGAGUAUUGGAACACAGGUGUUACUCUGCAACCCCAUCUGCGUGGUGGGCUACGCGCUGGCGUCCUGGCGCUUCUUCAGGGAGCGGAUCGAGGAGGAGGAGAUCACGCUCAUUCACUUCUUUGGAGAAGAGUACCUGGAGUACAAGAGGAAGGUGCCAUCGGGUCUCCCUUUUAUUAAAGGAGUCAAAGUGGAACUGUAAUGUGGGCAAAAACCGGACUGGCUGAGUGAAUGCCCAGCUCCAGGCGCCGCAGGGCGAGGGACAGUGUGUGGCACUAGGAGUAGCCUGUUGGUAUUUCCUGGCUGCCCAGGAGGAGCUGGCAAAGAGCUGCAGAGCUGGGCAGCUCUACGGGUCACUAGCAGAUCAGAAGCUCAUUUGUCCUCAAGAUAAGCCCUUCGUUGCACAUUCAGGGAUCUUCCAGAUAACUUAGCCUGUAGCGACUCUAAAGAGAAUCGACCCCUCCUGCCUGCAGCUGUGGAACUGGACCGAGAUGCUUCCAGACCAGCAGCUCUGCCCUCCUGCCUGAGGAGCAGGAAAGGCCCUGGUUCUUCCUGUGGCCUCAUUUGAUUUUAAAGCUCUUUGGCCUCGUGAGCCGGCGGUGCGGCUGUAAUCCCCUUAGGCUGGGGCUGGCAGCUGGUGCCACCGCGGGUGCUGCCCUCCUGCUCCCCUGGCACGGGGGCUGCCUGCCCACCCGCUGCCGCCGGUGGUUCCUCCCCAGGCACUUGUGCUCCCAGGAGCCUUUUCUGCUGGAUGCAGGGGAGUGAGCCCGCUCCCUGCCCCGGCUGCUGCUGGCACUGCGGGAGCCACCAUCGCAGCCACCGCCCUCCUGAGCCCCCUCCCUGCCACCUUUGUUCCCUCUUCCCGCUUCCAAAUCACGCUGCUUCCUAUCCUGCAAGGCUGCCUCUGUCCUGCAGAAAUCCCAGGAUUUUGGAUUGGGAAGGAAGAUCCUUGCCUGCGUUGUGGGCAAACCUGGGAUGCUGCUGGGACUAGGAGAUGCUUCUAGGGAAAUUCUCCAAAGAGGAAAAAAGUAUGGCUAGUUAAUGCAAUUUUAAAUGUUCCUAUUUUGGAAAUGGUUCCUACUUGAGCUUUGUGGUAUAACUUAUUCUGUCAUUAUAUACCAAAGAGGUUCACUGUUUUCUUGAGUUUUAGGUUAUUCUUCCUAGCUAGAAUGGAAACGAGUUGCUUGGCAGUUCACGCUUCAGGCUGGCAGUGUUCCUGAAUGGAGGUGUGUGGUAUGGCUCAGGAAAAGGGGCACUGGUGGGAGAUGGCUUUGGUUUAGUUUUGGGGUUUUUUUCAUAAAAAAUAAGACAAUUCUUGCUAA